This is a messenger RNA of Indicator indicator, 372 nucleotides long. RefSeq names its product microtubule nucleation factor SSNA1-like. Gene Ontology annotation, cellular component: centrosome; ciliary basal body. The transcript is spliced from 3 exons. The record is from RefSeq and is a predicted model, not a curated record. The coding region runs from base 1 to 372 and encodes 123 amino acids. NCBI's taxonomy places the organism in Eukaryota, Metazoa, Chordata, Aves, Piciformes, Indicatoridae.
AUGAGCGGGGCCGGGCUGGGGGCCGCCGUGCGGGAGUACAACGCGGAUCUGCAGGAGGGGCUGGCGGAGCUGCGCGAACGGCGGCGGGAGCUGAGCGGCCGGAUCCGGGAGGAGCAGGCGGAGCGGGACCGGCUGCAGGGGCGGAUCGUGGCACUCACCAGGCGGCUGCUCCGCACCAGCGAGAGCCUGGCCCAGCUCCUGGCCGAGCGCUCCCAGCUCGACGGCGUGAUCGCCGAGACCGAGGCGGCCUGCAGCCAGAUACUGGAGGCAUUGCCAGCUGACCUGAAGCAAGGAACAGGGGGUGCUGGUAAAGCCAGUGAGCCGCCAAACACUUCCAAAGGACAACAAGCAGGUGAAGAAAAGCAUGGCUAA